Messenger RNA from Oldenlandia corymbosa var. corymbosa, 663 nucleotides. The record is from the annotation of a GenBank genome assembly. Lineage: Eukaryota; Viridiplantae; Streptophyta; Magnoliopsida; Gentianales; Rubiaceae.
AUGGAUUUCGCGCAGCUCCCCAUCAUGCAACAGAUCGCCGAGACUUGCCCCUCCGUUUCUAAGCCCGAAGACAUCCUGAACAUCCCGGGUAGCCCUUCCUUCGUCUUUCAGAUGCCGAGGGGCACUCAAACGCCUCCAAGCAUGCCGGCGGGACUCGACGAGGAGCCGGAGAUAAUCAGACCUGCACCACCCCCCAAGGGCACAACUCUGGAAGCCGCGGAGGAGGGGGCACCUCAACCGAUUCCAACACCAACAGCGGAGACAAGGGUUCUUCCUGGCUUGCGUCGCCUAACCUUCCCAUUAACACGUGCUUCCUUUCAGGGGAAGGACGCGGCUUCAGACUUCCCUCAUCAGCCCGAGGGAGCCUCCCAAGGCGUGCUCGUGACUCCUGGUCAUUGGGAAACAUCCGGGAUUCCCUCGAUCGACCUGCAGCUACCCGACCCUCAUUACGAUCCGACAACUUUCCCCCUGUAUGCGGCUGUCGGAGGCGCUUUGGUAGAUCUGGCCAUAGACAGGGGCCGAGGACGGCUGUCGGGUCUCGAGGGCCAGCUGAAAGAAGCCUUGGAAACUUUCAGGGCCUCGGAACUGCACGAGACACGCAGGGCCGUAAUAGAGGUGAAGGCCGAAAACAACCGGCUGGAUAAGUUAUGGAGGGACACGUAG